Molecule: messenger RNA, 1665 nt
Organism: Cuscuta campestris
Lineage: Eukaryota; Viridiplantae; Streptophyta; Magnoliopsida; Solanales; Convolvulaceae
Source: the annotation of a GenBank genome assembly
GAGAUUCAUUGCAGAAUUAAAGUCUUAUACUGAGUGAUUUAUUUAUUGGUGCAUCCACCAUAUUUUUCCUAUUUCGUGCCAGAAGCUACUUUACCUCCAAUUGCUUGUACAUGACGUGGAUAUCUCUUGUUAAAUCAUACUGAUUACCACUUAUUCCUUUUCUUUUCCUUUCGGUUUUCGGUCUCCAAAUGAAGAUACGAAUAAAACAUUGGAAUUCUCAUGACGGGUUGGAUUUUCACUUGACUGUACACAUUGUUUGUCAUAUUAGUGAAAAUGUUGUUCCAGUGCUUGAUCGUCAAUUUGCUUAAGAUUCUUUCCCAUUUUACCGUGUCCAAAUAGCCAAGGAUUAAUUAAAGGGAUGGCUCAAUGUUUGCAAGUGUCAUAUGGUGGUGCUGAACUGUUGGGUGCUGUUUGCUGAAAUCAAAGAGGUUGUUUCAACCCUUUCAAGAAAGGCUUCCAAUUAUUCAAAGUUGCAGUACAUAGGAUUGUUUCGAGUUUGUAAUGUUUGCAAACUUUUUAAUGUUUUUUUUCAAAAGUACUUUCUAAAAUUUAAAGUGUUCAAAAUAUACACGUAAUAAAUUAGAAUUAUGUCAUCUACAGGUGUGAAAUGUCUUUGUUGAGGGCUGUGAGAGUUUACUCUACGCGUGCACGGAGAAGUUUCCAACAACUUAUUGCUUUGAACGAAGAUGAAAGGGCCAGAAGCCCCUUCACACAUUUUGACAAACCGAGAACCACGCUGUAUACGCGUGAGCAAGAUAUUUUGAUUGUGGGUGAUGGAGAUUUCUCCUUCACCCACAGUCUUCCCGCCAGAUUUGGGACAGCUCCAAGCAUUUUUUCCACGAGCCUUGAUCCUCAAUGGUUUUUAAAAAAGAACUACAGUCAAGCUGAAUAUCACUUGGCCAACUCUUUGGUAAGAGGGGUCAGAGGCAAGCUCGUGGUUGAUGCCACGAAAUUGUUGGACUACCCCGAAAUCAAAUAUAUGCAAUUUGAUGUGGUGGUCUUCAAUCGGGCCCAUUGUGGCAUUCACAGGAAAGAUUAUGAGGGAUCUGUUAUUAGGUAUCUACUUGUUUAAGAAUAAUCUCUCUGUGUGUGUGUAUUAUUGUUUCCGAUAAGAUGAUUUUUUAUAUGUAGUGGCGUGAUAUAUGUAUAUGAUUUUGUAGACGCAAUCAACGCCUCAUCAAAGAUUUUAUGAACAAUGUAAGUAGGUUGCUCAAACCCAACGGCGAACUACAUUUGAGUGUGAAGACAAAUCCUCCUUUUGAUAAGUAGAAGGUUGAAGAAUUAGCUGAAAAGGCUGGACUGCGCCUAAUAAAGAAGGUGGACUCUGUUGGCUGAAUACCCUUUCUACAUCAACCGGAAAGGGUCCAAACAUGCAGCUGACGAGAUGUUCUGCAAUUGGAAUACGUUCACCUUCGUUUUUGGUAAGAAAAUAUUUUUUUUAGUACUUACAAAGAGAGUAAUUUAGUCUUAGAAUUCCCAAAACACUAAUACACUGCUUUUGAAUUCCAAUCGAAGCAUUAGUAACUGACAAAGUUCAAUCAAAGUAACGAGGAUAUUAUAUCUGUGCGGAUUUGCUAAUUCUCUGUGUUCCAUUUCAGGAUCAUGAAUUUCCCUAUACGAUUUGAAUGUUUUUCUGAUUCUUUGUGUUCCAUUACAGAUAUAAUA